Molecule: messenger RNA, 1206 nt
Organism: Vanessa tameamea
Lineage: Eukaryota; Metazoa; Arthropoda; Insecta; Lepidoptera; Nymphalidae
Product: zwei Ig domain protein zig-8-like
Exons: 7
Coding region: 197-1060 (287 amino acids)
Biological process (GO): synapse organization
Cellular component (GO): neuron projection membrane
Source: RefSeq, a predicted model, not a curated record
CAUCGCUCGAGCUUUGUGCACGUUUCGCGUUGUCGUGACAGCCCUGUGCAGUGUUACUGUGUCUGUGUUACGUGAUAUUUUCAUGUGCGUGUCUCCUGUGGUCACAAUAUAGGUGCAUUUAACAACGACGUCGGUGUGUGCAUGUGCGCGAGUGCGAGUGGCAUGCGGGGCGGGCUCGCGCGCCGCUAGCGCGAGCAUGCUGCGCGUGCGCGCCGCCGCGGCGCACUUCGUGCUCCUCUGCUUGACAUACGUGUCGCCUGGUUCGUGCGACGUAGCUGGUGGCGCGGGAUCGGUAAACGCGUUGCCGGCUGGCGGCGGAGCAAGACUUGCUCCGUCCUUCGACGCGGCUACUCCACGGAACGUCACUGCUCUUGUUGGCAAGUCCGCGUACCUGAGCUGCCGUGUCAGAAACCUUGGCAACAGAACGGUAUCAUGGAUACGUCACCGCGACCUGCACAUACUGACGGUGGGCGGCUACACGUACACAUCGGACCAGCGCUUCCAGGCGACGCACUCGCCGCAGACGGACGACUGGACGCUGCAGAUCAAAUGGGCGCAGCAACGGGACGCCGGCGUCUACGAGUGCCAGGUCUCCACGCAGCCGGUCCGGUCCUUCUUCGUCACGCUGCACGUUGUUGUUCCGUCAGCGCGUAUCCUCGGCGGUCCAGACCUGCACGUCGACAUCGGCUCCACCAUCAACCUAACUUGCCUCAUCCAGUUCAGCCCCGAGCCGCCCGCCUACAUCUUCUGGUACCACGAGGACGAGGUGAUAUCGUACGACUCGUCGCGCGGCGGCGUGUCGGUGGUCACGGAGAAGGGCGCCGCCACCACCUCCUACCUGCUAGUGCAGGACGCCACUCCAGCAGACUCGGGCCGGUACUCGUGCGCGCCCUCCAACGCCGAGCUCGCCUCCGUGCGUGUGCACGUACUCAACGGAGAGCGACCGGCGGCGAUGCAGACAGGCUCGGCGGGCCUCUCCAACAGCUGGCGCUGCGUAAUUGCGCUGCUGGCGGCCUGCGCUCUACACGCGCGGCUGCUGCGCGCGCAGCUCGCCAGCUGAUGCGCGCGCGCCACUCCUCGCGCUACACGGACUCUGCCAGUGCACAGUGUCGCCGCCUAGUGAAUAAUAUAUGUUAUUCUAUCCCGUACAUAAUUUUAUCCGGCGAAAACUUAGUUUUCGAUUACAUGAGAAAUAAGAUUAUUUAA